This is a messenger RNA of Esox lucius (northern pike), 1059 nucleotides long. RefSeq names its product serine protease 27-like. Gene Ontology annotation, biological process: proteolysis. The record is from RefSeq and is marked provisional. Gene Ontology annotation, molecular function: serine-type endopeptidase activity. NCBI's taxonomy places the organism in Eukaryota, Metazoa, Chordata, Actinopteri, Esociformes, Esocidae.
AGUACGAAAGAAUGGUGUUGCUCAAGGCUCUCUGUCUGGUGACCAUGAUGGUCACUUUCCUGUCAAAAGGCUCUCAUUCCCAGCUGAGUAGUACUGUGUGUGGAACAUCUUCUCUCAACACUAGGAUUGUGGGGGGUCAAAAUGCUGUUCCUGGGAGUUGGCCAUGGCAGGCCAGUCUGCAAAGAUCUGGCAGAUUUUUUUGUGGUGGAUCCCUCAUCAACCAAGAAUGGGUGCUGACUGCUGCUCACUGUUUUUCCAGCACUAGUACAUCAAAUCUAUCAGUCUACCUUGGUCGUAAGAACCAGCUGGGUGCCAACCCUAACGAGGUGAGCCGGACAGUCACUAAGAUCAUCCGCCAUCCAAACUACAGCUUUAUGACAAACGACAACGACCUGUGUCUGCUGAAGCUCUCCUCCCCAGUGUCUUUUACCAACUACAUCAGGCCAGUCUGCCUAGCUGCACCAGAAAGCACCUUCUUUACAGGCACUACUAGCUGGGUCACUGGCUGGGGCACCACUAGCAGCAGUGGAGUGGCCUUGCCUCCACCACAAAUCCUACAAGAAGUGUCGGUGCCAGUAGUGGGAAAUAGGCAGUGUAAUUGUAAUUAUGGAGUUGGCACCAUUACUAGCAACAUGAUCUGUGCUGGUCUGCCAACAGGAGGAAAGGAUGCCUGUCAGGGGGAUUCAGGAGGCCCGAUGGUGAACAGAGUGGGUACUCGCUGGAUCCAGUCUGGCAUUGUGAGUUUCGGAAUCGGCUGUGCCCAGGCAAAUUACCCAGGAGUGUACACCAGAGUGUCCCAGUACAAGACCUGGAUUAACAGCCAGAUCACCAGUGACCUGCCAGGCUACGUCACCUUUCUCUCCAGUGGGAAUAACUCUGACCUCACUUUCUCCUGUAAAAAAAAAUUAUAGUUGGUUGUGGUAUUACAUUCACUUAAUGUUUCAAGUCAUGACAAUUAUGUAGAAUUUUGAACACCUGGCUAAUAUCAAUCAUUUUUUUAAACAUUAUUUUACUUCAUUUUAUGGAACUCAUCUUAAAAUAUGAAUAAAAACUUUUCUU